This is a messenger RNA of Topomyia yanbarensis, 1962 nucleotides long. It is a transcript of the gene Vps45, whose product is annotated as vacuolar protein sorting-associated protein 45. NCBI's taxonomy places the organism in Eukaryota, Metazoa, Arthropoda, Insecta, Diptera, Culicidae. Gene Ontology annotation, cellular component: Golgi membrane. Bases 116 to 1840 code for a protein of 574 amino acids. Gene Ontology annotation, biological process: intracellular protein transport; vesicle-mediated transport. The transcript is spliced from 4 exons. The record is from RefSeq and is a predicted model, not a curated record.
AACAUCAGCAAGAUUAGUGAUUUUCAGUAAUGGGUGUUUUUGUCCAGUGAAGGACUAAUUUUCGCAACUUCCAAAAUUCGUUUUACUUCGAGAGUGCAGCAAAAAAGUCCUCGCAAUGAACGUCAUCCGAGCGGUUCAGUUGUAUCUGGAUCAAAUGGUUUCCGAAGCAGGUCCUGGAAUGAAAAUGCUGAUGAUGGAUAGGGAAACCACCAGCAUCGUAUCGAUGGCAUUUGCCCAGUCCGAAAUGCUCCAGAAGGAGGUGUACCUCUUCGAGCGGAUCGAUUCAGGUCGAUCCAACGAACGUCUCAAGUACGUAAAGUGCAUCGUCUUCAUACGACCCACCCGAGACAACGUUCUGCGGCUGCAAAGUGAGCUGAAGAGCCCCAAAUACGGAUCAUAUUUUAUCAAUUUCAGCAACAUCAUUCCACGGACCGAUAUCAAAGCCCUGGCGGAGAGCGACGAAAGCGAAUCCGUUCGCGAAGUCAGGGAAAUGUACGCCGAUUAUCUGCCAGUGAAUCCGAACCUGUUCUCGUUUAACAUUCCAACCUGCCUGCAGGCUCUCUCGUGGAAUCCGGACGCGCUGGAGCGAAGUGUACAGGGACUAAUCAGUGUCCUACUAUCGUUCAAAUUCCGCCCAGCGAUUCGUUUCAAAUCUAGCUCCAGUGCUGCUCAAACGCUCGCCAAGAAGGUUCACGAAACGAUCAAUAAGGAAACCGCACUGUUCAGCUUCCGACCACCGGAUGACGGUGCUGCUCCACCAUUGCUUCUUAUUCUAGAUCGACGGGAUGACCCAAUCACUCCGUUGCUUAACCAGUGGACCUAUCAGGGCAUGGUGCAUGAACUAUUGACCAUCACCAAACAGCGAGUGGAUCUUUCAGGAGUGCAAGGAGUUCCCAAAGAUUUGAAGGAGAUUGUGCUUUCCACCGAACAAGACGAAUUUUACGCUGGUAAUUUGUACUCAAACUUUGGCGAGAUUGCAACUACGAUCAAGGGACUGAUGGACGAAUUUCAGAAGAAGGUCAAUGAUCAGAAGAAAAUCGAGAGUAUCAACGAUAUGAAAAAUUUUGUCGAAACCUACCCACAGUUCAAAAAAAUGUCCGGCGCGGUCAACAAGCAUCUAGUACUCAUCAGCGAGCUAUCGCUGCAGGUCAGUAAGCAGCAGCUGUUCGAGAUUUCCGAGUUGGAGCAAGAAAUCGCCUGUCGCGCGGAUCAUGCAACGCAGCUGCAGCGAGUUAAAAAACUCGUUUCCGAUGAGAAAAUCAGUCUUCAUAAUGCUCUUCGACUGGUCAUGCUGUACUCGAUGCGCUACGAACGGCAUGCCAAUUGUGGCACAUCGGGGCUACUUAAAAUCCUACAGGAUCGUGGUGGUCGUGCAAACGUAGUUCCGAAAAUGUUGGAAUACAUCAGCCCCAGUGCUCGGCAGGAACUGUUCAACUUGGUUAAAAUUACAGACGCCGUUAAGCUGACGCGCAACUUGAUCAAGGGUCUUAAGGGUGUUGAAAACGUGUACACACAGCACAAUUGUGUGCUAAAGGAAACUUUGGAGGAAGUCGUCAAGGGACGUCCCCUUGAUUCGAGCUAUCCCAUAAUGGGUAACGAGGUACCGUACCGUAGGCCUCCGCAGGAAGUGAUCGUGUUUGUGAUCGGAGGGACGACCUACGAAGAAGCGUUAGCCGUCCAUCGGUACAAUCAGGAAGGAUACAAGGUUAUCUUGGGUGGAACUACCGUGCAUAAUUCAACCAGCUUUAUCGAUGAGAUUUUGGCGGCCACGGUAGGAGUUCCGUUCAAACACUCGAGAUCACUGCAACAGUUCCAUCAUGCACCGCCAGGUGAGGCUUAGAAGACGAACACGGUGCGGCUUCGUACGUUUUGUGAGUAAGGAAAAUUUCGACUAAAUAUUCCAGCGUUAGCUGUUACUGUUUGCUAAUUUAUUAUGUUAAUGUAAAACUUAUAAUACACUUA